GUUCGUGUGGUCAGCAAUGGCCAGCUCCGGCGAGGACGAGCCCAAGUUCCACUUGGUGCGCUCCCGGCGGUUUGGCGAUGACGUCACCGAUGCGGCCGGCCGGGAGUGGGAGGUAUCAGCUGGAAGCGAGGACAAUUGGCGGUAAUCGUGGGGAGAACGCAGCAUGUGACGGCGCGGACUGAAGAGCCGGGCGGCAGCGGGCGGUUAUGGGCAGGGUCAGCAUGGAGACACCACGCAGGACGACAGGGCAAGGGAUUGCCUGACGAUGCACACUUUGAACAAGGAGGAUAGAAAUGAAUAUGUGGAUCCCUUCUGCUGUUCAGAGAAACCGCAAAAAUUGCAGUUUUCUGACAUUACAUCUGCCGCUUUCAAGAUCAAGACUGGUGUAAUGGUCACACCAUGCAUGAAAUCGCACUUAUCACAGCUGACUGGAAUGAAAGUUUUCUUGAAGAAAGACUUUAUGCAAUACACCGGAAGCUUCAAGGAGCGGGGCGCGCGCUACGCGCUGCUCAUGCUGGCGGAGGGCAAGCGCGCGCACGGGGUGAUCUCGGCGUCACUGGGCAACCACGCGCUCGCGCUCUGCUACCACGGCCACGACCUGGGCAUCCCGGUCACCGUCGUCAUGCCCAUCGUCGCGCCCAUCAUGAAGAUCCAGGCGUGCCGGCAGUACGGCGCCACCGUCGUCGUGCAAGGCAACGACAUGGGCGAGGCCAAGAGGCUGGCCCUCAAGCUGUCUGCCGAGCGCGGGCUCACCUACAUCAACGGGUACGACCACCCGCACAUCAUGGCCGGCCAAGGCACGAUGGGGCUGGAGAUAGUGGAGCAAGUGGCCGACAUCGACGCCGUCGUAGUGCCGGUGGGCGGCGGCGGGCUGAUCGCGGGUGUCGCGCUGGCCGUCAAGACGCUCUUCCCCAACACCAAGAUAAUAGGCGUGGAGUCUGAGAAGUGCCCCAGUUUUUCUGCAGCUAUCAAAGCAGGAAUGCCUGUGGACACAGGAAUCAAGUCUACACUAGCAGACGGCUUGGCUGUUCCAUUCGUCGGAUACAAUGCCUUCGCGACAGCUGCUCCUUUAAUCGAUAAGAUGGUGGUGGUGAAAGAGGAGUGGAUUGCGGUAGCUAUCCUACGCCUUGUGGAGCUGGAAAAGUGCGUCGUGGAAGGAGCGGGCGCUGCGGGUUUAGCGGCCAUCCUGGCCGGCCACCUGGAUGAGAUGAAAGGCAAAAGGGUGGUAUUGCCUCUCUGUGGAGGUAACAUAGAUACAACGAUCCUGGGCCGAUGUCUGGAACGAGGACUGGCGGUGGAUGGCAGGCUUCUCAAGUUCACAGUGACAGUUAGCGACCGACCAGGAGGUAUAUCUGAGCUUUGCAAGCUCGUUGCCUCGCUUGGCGUCUCCAUCAAAGACAUUAUCCACGAGAGAGCCUGGAUACAAUCCGACAUUUUCAGUGUAAAGGUGAAGGUGGUGUGCGAGACCAGGGACAUGAUCCAUGCGGCCGAGCUCAAGCAGAAGCUGAACGCGCACUACAGCUCGGUGUCGUUCGGCAAGAUCCCUUCCCCGGACGAGGAGGCCGUCGACGACGUGUGAAGCCCGCUGCUGCUGCUGCUGCUGCUGCUGCUGGAACGCUUGUCCGCUCUGACCCGCCCACACCAAGCUCUCACGAAGGAGUUGUAACUAGGGACAUGUAUUUUUCGCGAAACGAAUUCCAGACUAUAUGUUAAAACUUUGUAAUUAAGUGUUAAAAUUGCACGUUUAAUAUUUUUAUAUUAAUAUAAGUAGGUGUCUAUAUAAAUUAACGAUUUACAAAUAAUUUUAAUGGAUUAAAAGCAAACGCCUCCUGAAUGGCCCGGCCAAAUAGGGCAAUAGUUUCUCUUGCAAACGGCCGCCAAUUACAAGGAAAAUCGCUAGCACUUCUAAUCUAGUAAUCUAAUGAGCGAUCAGGUUAUAUCGUGAAAACUACAUGCUCCUAGUUAACCCACGCGUGAACUCUUAGAAAUUACACUAAAUUUACAAACUUUGAAAGAAGAAUUUAACUGGAAAAAACAAAGGGUUGUUCGUAAUUUCAAAUAAAUAAACUUUCGCAGAAACUACGCCUUAUUUAAACUUUCCAAGUGUAUGUUUCGAUCCAAACAAGGGAAAAAUAAGAGUGCUUUUGCUGGUGAACUUAGUGUCUGUAAAUUUACGAAAAUCCCUCGAUAAUUUGUACCAGCGUUAUUCGUAAAUUGAAGGUGAAAAAUUUUUAUAGUGUGGAAGCUGCACAGUAAAUAAAAAAAGUUGCCCCCGAUCUUAACGGUUUAUUCAUCAAGUCAAACGCAGCUGGCAGGCGUGCGGCACCUUUUAUGUUCUAGUUUCAAUUCAAUAAAUGUUUCAAAUUUCAUUGAUAUCCCAUUUAAAUAUAUUCUGCGUCAAAGUACUAUUUUAAUUUAACGAUUUGAAAAAACAAGUGUGUCUUUUUAAGUGUCACGUGUAGGGCUGGAUUCACAAUUGAAAAAAGUAACAGUAUCAGUAGGUCACAUACACAAGUUUUGAACGCCAUGUUUUCUUAACCUUCUGAUUCACAACUAUACACAGAACGGCCGUAUGCAAGGUAAAGAGGUCGUGCGCAUAGGAGAGAAAUGAAUAUAUUUUUUUUAUUUCUGUCACAGACGCAUGGUGCAACAACUAGUGUAUCAUUUUGACGGGAGUUUAGAACUACUGUAUUUAUAUUUAUUUAUCUUAGGGUGGUUGGAAAUUAUCAAGUCAUAACUUUGUUCAGGUAAUUCUUCCUUUGCAUAUUAUCACCAUAAUUAUUUAGAUAAGUAAAUCGUGAUAAAUAUUUAAAAAUAAUAUUUAAAAUAGUAUUAAGGUUUCUUUAAUGGUGUUUAUUAAAAUUUUUGUUUAACUUAUCAUAACCUAAAAAAAUGUUAUGAUUUGGAAAAUAGUGUUUACAGUUUGCUGGAAAGCUGUCGCGGAAAAUUGAUGCUUAAAAUAUUUAUUUCCUAACCUACCAACGGAGGUUUUUUUCAUCGCGAAAGUUCAUUUGCUAAAGUUAUCAAAUAAGAAUUCAAUUGUGAACCAGUUUUGCAUAGGUAGUGUGCACAGGUCAAGUGAAUGGUCUGAUAUACACUCGCAUAUGUUUCUUAAUUGUGAACCCAGCUUAAACAAGCGGAUGUGAAAUCGUGUGCAUCAAACCAGUGUUGCUAACAUAAACCAAUGUUGGCCCCUUGCUUAUAAUUCAAGAUUCGGUCUGUAUCCAUCAUUAGUCUAUGGCCUGAACCCCAAAAUGAUGGCCUCACAUUGGCUUGCCGCAUCUUUUCGGCAAAGCUGAACUCGUCGAUCAUUGUUAUCAUCAUAAAUAUUACUUUCAUUUAUCUUAACAUUUUUCUAGUGGAAUGUUAAAGGGGAAAUAUAUUGCUAUGACAUUUGUAUGGCUGUAGAAUAAAUGAUUUUAUUUCUUUUUUUUGAAA
Molecule: messenger RNA, 3438 nt
Organism: Bacillus rossius redtenbacheri
Lineage: Eukaryota; Metazoa; Arthropoda; Insecta; Phasmatodea; Bacillidae
Product: L-threonine ammonia-lyase
Exons: 10
Coding region: 266-1579 (437 amino acids)
Biological process (GO): L-threonine catabolic process; L-serine catabolic process
Molecular function (GO): L-serine ammonia-lyase activity; threonine deaminase activity
Source: RefSeq, a predicted model, not a curated record